This is a messenger RNA of Parasteatoda tepidariorum (common house spider), 1150 nucleotides long. NCBI's taxonomy places the organism in Eukaryota, Metazoa, Arthropoda, Arachnida, Araneae, Theridiidae. The record is from RefSeq and is a predicted model, not a curated record.
AUGUAUGUAUUCCAAAUAAAAAGACCAAAAUGAAGUUUGUUCAAAUUGUUCUAAGCCUAACACUGCUUUUAGGGAUAAGUUAUUGUUUUCCAACUGGAGCUCCAAAUGCAAAGGAACAAGUAAAACUUGCUCAUAUUUGCAUACAUUCGCCCAAUGGAACAAAUGAUGCCAAGCCUCCAGUUCUUUUGCUGCAUGGUGUACUUGCAUUCAAGGAAAUGUGGCUUGGUAUGAUGCCAAUUUUAGCCAUGAAAACUGGUAGAAGAAUUUGUGCUGCUGAUUUACGCAAUCAUGGUGAUAGCCCAUGGAGUAAUGAUAGUGACACGUCCGUCAUGGCAUCUGAUUUGAAUCUUCUCAUGAAAACGUUGAACACUGAAAAAAUAGCAUUACUUGGACACAGCUUGGGAGGAAAAAUUGCUGUAGACUUUACUCUUACAAAUCCCGAAAAAGUGGAAAGACUAAUUGUCGAAGAUAUGAGACCCAAUGGUUUAAGUGAUGAAGCUCGGAAGGUAAUGGUUGGAGCUGUUGAUCCAUAUAAGGAUGCUUUGGGCGUUAUUCCUAAAGGAGUAACUGAAAAAGAAGCUAAAUUUAUUGUUUUUAAAUUCGUCAAAUUUAUGUUAGAAUUGGUUAAUGAAAAAAUUGAUAUCGAUGAGAGAAUCGUUGAUCAUGUACCCAUAAAAUGUUCAAAUGGCAAAUGCAGGUGGAAAGCAAAUGUUGAUCUUCUGGAUAUAGCCAAAAAAGAUCUGGACAAGUAUAUGCCAGAGAGUAGAGGGAAAUUUGAAAAACCAGCCCUGUUUAUAUAUGGUGGAAAAUCACCUUUUAAAGUAGGAGAUGUUAAAGACGACAUUUUAAAGCUGUUCCCCAAAACAAAAUUUUUUAAAGUCGAGAAAGCUAACCAUCUUGUGAGUAUACAUCCUGAAUACAAAGAUGCAGUAAUAAAUUUUCUAAAUGCUGAAAACUGAACAAAUGCAUAAUCAUUUACUGACUCUGUUUUGAGUAGAAUACCGAUGAAAUUAAUGGCGACGUUGAGAUAUUAUCUUGUUUAACAAAAUGUUGUAAAUAUUCAGAGAGAUUUUUGUUUCAAAAACGAAAAUUUCCUGUAUAUAUUAUGUUGCCAAUAUAUUUGUCAAUAAAAAAAAUACUUUUAAAAAUA